This is a messenger RNA of Lachancea nothofagi CBS 11611, 918 nucleotides long. Lineage: Eukaryota; Fungi; Ascomycota; Saccharomycetes; Saccharomycetales; Saccharomycetaceae. The record is from the annotation of a GenBank genome assembly.
AUGAGCGUGUACGACAUUGACGAAGAACGGUUACUGAUUGGACGUGCUGUUGAGUAUAUCAAGCACUCAUUUUUCGAACACUUUACUCGAUUUGAACCCAGGACCUUAAUUAUCUGCGGAUCAGGGCUAGGUGGAGUUGUUGACAAGGUUGCUUCCAACCCUCAGCCUUUGUCGAUCUCAUAUGAAAAGAUUCCUGGUUUUAAAGCCAGUACCGUGGCGGGCCAUCAGGGAAAACUUGUUUUCGGAUAUAUGCAAGGAAGCCCAGUUGUGUUGAUGUGUGGUAGAUUACACUAUUACGAGGGCCACGCGCCUCAUGAGACAGUCUUUCCAAUUAGGGUACUGAACGAAUUGGGCUGUGUUAAGAACCUAAUUGUGACCAACGCAUGUGGUUCUGUGAACCCUAACUAUCGUGAUGGAGAUUUGAUGUGCUUGAACGACCAUAUCAACAUGCCAGGGUUAGCUGGCCAACAUCCACUUCGUGGUCCUAACUUUGAAGAAUAUGGUUCUAGAUUUCAAGCAUUGAGUGAUGCUUAUGAUUUAGAGUUCAGAAAGCUUUUGUUCGCAAAAAGAUCCCAGUUAGGCAUGGACAGGCCGCUUCACGAGGGUGUCUACACUUACGUCUCUGGUCCUACAUUCGAGACGAGAGCCGAGGCCAGAAUGAUAAGGCUUUUUGGAGGGGAUGUUGUUGGAAUGAGCACCGUGCCCGAGGUUAUUGUUGCGAGACAUUGUGGUAUCAAGGUCCUAGCAUUAAGCUUAAUUACCAAUCAGGUCGUAACUGAACCACCUGCAAGUGCAUUGGACGCAAACCCAAUACCGAUUAGUAGAGGAAAAGCGACUCACGAAGAAGUUUUGGAGGCAGGCUUCUUAGCAUCUGUAGACGUGGAGAGAUUAAUCGAAGCUGUCGUAAGCGAACUCUAG